AUCUCGUAAUCAUAAUUCUAACUUUACCAACACUACGCACUGUUGAACGUUUCCUAAAACGUUUGAUAUAUUAUCACGAAUUUCAAAGACACAUCGGGGCGGUUGAGGAAUAAUUCAUAGUUAUCAUUAUCGUCUAGAUGUUAUCGAAUAUCAACGUUCAUCAUCGUCACAGAAUAUAGAGAAAGAAAUAGAGAGAGAGAAAGAGAGAGAGAGAGAGAGAGAGAGAGAGAGAGAGAGAGAGAGAGAAGAAUAGAGAUAGAAAGAAGAGCAUAAGGUUAAGCAUGGCUACGUUCGUCAUCGUCGAGGUAUCGUCGCCGCCAUCCUUCUUCUUCUUCUUCUACUUCUACUUCUACUUCUACUUCUUCUUCUUCUUCUUGAUCUUUUCGCUCGUCUCCAACGGCGUCACUGCCUAAACGUCGGUUAGGUUAGAGUCUUUCGUUGGUAUCGCGUCUUCGAGGUCCGCGCCGGUUGGAUAUCGGUGCCAAGGAGGCGGUGUGGACCACGGUUAGAAGGAGAGUUAGUUAGAGAGGGAGAAAGAGAGAGAGAGAAAGAGAAGGGGUUAGAGGGGUGGCGUUGGACUCUUGCGUUCAUCGUGGUGGAGGAAAAGAGAGAGAGAGAAAGAGAGAGAGAAGAGAAGAGAGUUUGCUUGGUAAGAAGAGAAAGAGAGAGAUAGAGCGAGAGCGAAGAGAGGAAAGGGGCUUGCUCCUAUAUCGUUGGUAUUUUGGUUUUGGCUCGGAUCAGCCCGCGCAGUUCUGGGAGUGGAGUUCUAAAAACAGCAGAGCGUUUUUAAUAUUCCAUCCAGUGGUUCUGAGAAACUCUUUCUUCUCGACGACAUCGUGCAACAAUGGGUCGGAAGAAGAUUCAGAUCUCGCGCAUCACGGACGAACGGAACCGUCAGGUGACCUUUAACAAGAGGAAAUUCGGGGUAAUGAAGAAGGCGUACGAAUUGUCGGUACUAUGCGAUUGCGAGAUUGCGCUGAUUAUCUUUAGUUCGAGCAACAAGCUGUACCAGUAUGCGAGCACCGACAUGGACAAGGUUCUCCUCAAGUACACCGAGUACAACGAACCCCACGAGUCCCUCACCAACAAGAAUAUCAUCGAGGCGCUCAACAAGAAGGAACAUAAGGGUGCCAUGUCUCCGGAGAGUCCGGAACCCGACGCGAUCGAGUACAAUCUUACCCCGCGUACCGAGGCGAAAUACACCAAGAUCGACGAAGAAUUUCAGAUGAUGAUGCAGAGGCACCAGCAUAAUGGCACCAGGGGGAUGGGACAGUCUAAUUACACAUUACCUGUAACUGUGCCGGUGAAUAGUUAUGGUGAAUCUCUUCUUGGAUCUAGUCCUCAGAUGGCACAUACAAGCAUUUCUCCCAGACCUUCAUCGUCUGAAACAGAUUCAGUUUAUCCACCAGGAGGAAUGUUAGAAAUGAGUAAUGGCUAUCCUCCAUCAGCUUCCCCGUUAGGCGGAUCACCUAGUCCAGGACCUUCACCAGCACUUGGAGUUGGUGGAGGUAGCGCGAAUAAAGGCAGUAAUCCAUCAAGGCAUUCGCCACAACCACCACCACCUCCACCACCACCACAUCCUCACAGAGCCAACCUUCGAGUAGUUAUACCGACACCUCUCACACAACCACUUUCUGAAGACACCAAUUACGACAGCGGUCACACACAAUCUGCAUUGAACACACCGGUAGUAGCAUUACAGACACCUUCGGUACCAGCUGGGUAUUCCAGUUUUGGUCCAACGGACUAUUCCUCAGAUCUAGGAAGUCUUGCAUGGUCUCAUCAGAGGUACGUUGAUGACUUAUCAAUGUAUUCGGCCACCAUGUCCAGCAUCAGCGGUCUUCCUCAUUUAGCUGUUUCGAGCAGCACUCCUCCGCCAUCGACGUCGCCUUUACCAGUGAAAAUAAAAAGUGAACCGAUAAGUCCACCCCGAGAUCCACACGGAGGUAACAGUGGUUCGAGUGGAGGACCAAGUAACGCCAGUAAUUUGCAUCAUACAAACUUGAAUGUCGGUCCUUCGUCUAGUACCGGUGCACCACCUCCACAUCAUGUACCUCAUGGCGGCCCUCAGACAUUAAAUUUAGUAUCAAGCAGACCGAGCAGUAAUCCACCUCCAUCCCACUCGGGUAGUAUAACUCCAACAAAUUUACCAUCCCCAGGUAGUGGGACGGUUGGUGAUAUAAGAACGACGAGUCAUGCUGCUAGUGCUGCUAACGGAGGAAAUAGUUCAGAUUAUGAAAAUGGACCGCUUAUGAAACGGUCCAGGAUUACGGAAGGAUGGGCGACUUAAUGUCAAUCGAAUUGUUGCACCCAGUUGUUUCAUACCUCGACGUACAACGGCAUAUAGUGCUUGUGAGUUCCAGUAUAUAUUACAAACUCAUUUUAAACGUCCUUGAGACAUAAUAUACUUCUUCACUUUAAGUGGUUAUGGAUGGUACAUUGUUGGCCAUAGCCAAGAGAGUGGAUUAAAAAACAAGGGAAUGGAAAGGAAAGGAAAGAAAAGGAAAGGAAAGGAAAGGAAAGAGAGAAAAAAAAAAUUAAGAAAGAAUAUCUGUUUAUAUUUUCAAACUAUACACAGAAUACAUUUAUUUGAGGAGAGAAAAAAAAAGAAAUACGGUGCCAUAAUGUUAAAACUUUAUAUAUAUAUAUAUAUAUUCUAUGUAUAUAUAUAUAUGAUGGAUAUAUACAUACAUAUAUAUAUAUAUAUAAAUAUAUUUUCAUGUAUAUAAUAUGAAGUGUUGUUUGUAUAUAUGUCAUAAAAAUUUCAUGAUGGUUUUAAAAAAGACGUGCGACACGUGUCUCUGACAUGGCGCGCAUUGUCAUCUCUCUUGUAUGAGAAACUCCUUUUGAAGAAAAAGGAAAUCACUGUAUGUUAGAUAAACACACAUAUACACACGCAUACAUACACACAUACAAACACACACACACACACACACAAUAUCUAAUUAUGAAAUUUGAAAGUUUACCAAUAUUCUAAUGAAAUAUUGGACGAAUGGCGGAUGAUCGGGAAAUGAUGUGUAUAUGUAGUAAGGGUUGUCAAAGUUGGAUUUUACCAUUGCAAUUCGUUGUUGUUUUGUGUGGUAUAGUAGUCGGUCAGCAGCAUAUCCCGUUGAUUUAGAUUCCACAGAAUAUAUAUAUAUAUAUAUAAAUAUAUAUAUAUAUAUCAAAUACGAACAAUCAGUAAUUUUUAUCAUAUGUGUCUACUCAAGUCGAUCUGUAUAAAUCGGUCCGAUAUGUACGAAGAAUUAAUCUAGUCACUUAAACUAAUAUUCGAAUUGUGCGAAGAGGCGCUCUAUAAUCAAUUCGUUUUAGCACAGGAUUGUCUAUCUCUGUUCAGAUUAAAAAGAUAUACUUUUUAUAACCCGUUCAUUAGAUACAUUUUAUGAUCAUGUUACGACAGUAUAUACACAUUAUUACACGAAUAUGUCUGUUUUUUGCACAUAUUUAUUAUGGCUGUAAUAUUCUUAUAUGCAAUUGUUUCAUAUUCUCAUGAGUACUUAUGUCACUAAUAAGAUAUAAUCCGUUCAAUAUAUAUAUAUAUAUAUAUAUACA
Messenger RNA from Vespula pensylvanica (western yellowjacket), 3552 nucleotides. It is a transcript of the gene Mef2, whose product is annotated as myocyte-specific enhancer factor 2. Gene Ontology annotation, biological process: cell differentiation; positive regulation of transcription by RNA polymerase II. The transcript has 8 exons. Lineage: Eukaryota; Metazoa; Arthropoda; Insecta; Hymenoptera; Vespidae. The coding region runs from base 845 to 2290 and encodes 481 amino acids. The record is from RefSeq and is a predicted model, not a curated record. Gene Ontology annotation, molecular function: DNA-binding transcription factor activity, RNA polymerase II-specific; protein dimerization activity; histone deacetylase binding.